This is a messenger RNA of Plasmopara halstedii, 150 nucleotides long. RefSeq lists its product as uncharacterized. The coding region runs from base 1 to 150 and encodes 49 amino acids. The transcript is spliced from 2 exons. The record is from RefSeq and is a predicted model, not a curated record. Lineage: Eukaryota; Oomycota; Peronosporomycetes; Peronosporales; Peronosporaceae.
AUGAUCCCGCGGUCUCAGAAUAAGGCGGGAUGUCGCGAACACAAAGCGCGGACUGCUGAGUUUAGUUCUAGUGUAGAUAGAAUUAGCGGCAGUAUGUCACGGUCCCAGAAGUGUAUUCUAGUGAAACAGUUGAUUUCAGCUGUCAGCUAA